UUAUGAGUAAUAAUUUGUUCAACGUUCUCAACUUCUCCGACACAGAAGAAGCUCCAGAAUAACCACAAAAAAAGAAUAAAAAAAACAACAAUAAAGAGUAGGUCAUCCCUGUUGAAUAAGUAGUAAAAGAAAAUACUCAACACCACAAUCCAGCUCCUAAGACUAAGGGAGUCACUUCUGAGCCACAUCCAAAAGACAGACAAUCUGGUACUGGAAGAGGCAAAGAAUAACGUAAAGAAGGUGGUGGCAGAAAUAAUUGGGGCAAUUACAAAGAUGACUUGAAGGAAGAAAAAUAUGUGGCAAAAGAAAGAAAAUCAGAUGAUGCACCUUAAGAAGGAAAAACUGAGUAGACAAAUCAACCAGUUUAACCAGUUUAACCACCAGCCCCAGAAAAGACUCUUGCUGAUUAUUACUAAUAAAGAGGCGCUGUAUUAAUUUAUAUAUUAUCUUCAGAAUGUUGAUGAAAUAUUAAAAUAAGUUGAAGUCAAAUAAUAGGCUCCAAAGAAAAUUGAUGAAGAAGCUUUGAAGAAGGAAAAACUUUUUGUUGUUAAAACUAGAGAAGAUGAAAAAAGAGAACAAGAAUAAAAGUAAAAAAAAACAAGAUAAUAAUAAUAAACAUACAGAACUGAAUUGAAUACUUAAGCUGCUGAGUAUUUGGGAUUUACUAGUCAACCUUAAGAAAAGAAUGAAAGAAGAGGUGAAAGAAGAUAAUAUGAAUAACCAUAAUAAUAAUAAUAAUAAUAAUAAUAAGAGGGUGAAGAAUAAGGAGGAAGAGGUGAAAGAAGAGGAGAAAGAUAAGAUGAAUAAUAAGAAUAAGGACAAUAAAAAGGAGAAAGAUAAGAUAGAGGAGAAAAAUAAUAUAGAGGAGAUAGAUUAUAUAAGGGAGAUAGAUAAUAUAAGGGUGAUAGACAAGAAAGAGGAAAUAGAUAAGAAAGAGGAGAUAGAUAAGAAAGAGGAGAUAGAUAAGAAAGAGGAGAUAGAUAAGAAAGAGGAGACAAAUAAGAAGGAGGAGAUAGAUAAGAUAGAGGAGAUAGAUAAUACAAAGGAGACAGAUAAAAUAGAGAUAAUAAUACUAGAGAUUAAGAAAGGGGAGAUAAGGCUAGAAGAGGUGGUGAUAGAUAAGAAAAGAAGCCAUAAUAAAGAUAAUAAGUAAUUUCAUAUAUUAAUUGAGUAGGAACAAGGAAUUCAAUUGGAUGAGAAGGAUUUCCCAGCUCUAUGAAUGU
Messenger RNA from Paramecium pentaurelia, 1223 nucleotides. The record is from the annotation of a GenBank genome assembly. NCBI's taxonomy places the organism in Eukaryota, Ciliophora, Oligohymenophorea, Peniculida, Parameciidae.